UGCAGGCUGGAAGUGGCAAUUGUCACUGAAGCUGAAGGCUUUGUUGUUGUGCUGUGCAGCUGGGGGAGAACAGUUCUGUGCUGUGGGACAGCCUUGCCCUCAUCUCCAGCACAGCUGCUCUCUCCCAGCUGCUCCCUGGACCCUCCUGCACAGGCUGGAUGCAGAGGCAGCUGCUCAGGAUCGUGUAUUUUGGGAAACCUCAAAAAGGCUGGAAACAGUGGGCUAGAGAAGGAAAUAAAGGAUAGUUAAACACUGAGCUCAUCAGUGUAGGACCUGAGAAAGCCAGGCACUAAAAUCACCACAGAAAUAGAGCCUAUUACAGUCAAAGAUUAUAUUUUACAGAAGACUGUAUUUUUACCCUUUAUACAGUCCCCUGAAAUUAUUAUCCAUAGGUUAAUCCCGUGUCACAACUGACACGGGUCUGACUCUCUUUGAGAAUGUGCAAGAAUGGCUUUUUAUCAUGAAACAGGAGAGAGAGAGAGAGAGGAAAUGGUCAGAAUACAUUUAAUAUGUAUAGAAAACAGAAAAGGAAUUUCAACAUUGUAGUUACAAAAUCCAGUAUGUUCUUUUAGUAUUAGUUUUUAUUGUUUAGAAAAGCUAUUUCCCAGCAAGAAAGCCCCUCUCUGCACCUGUGUGCCCUGGCAGAGAAAGGGCAGCUGCCCACAAUCAAAACUUACCUUGCAAUAUCUUGCUUUGCAAAACCUUGGACCUUUUCCUCCAGAUGCCUUUUCCUGAACUAGAAACGUGAAUUGGUAGUGAAUCCAGUAAAGCCAUCACUCUGGAUCGCUACUGUCCCUUUGUCUUUUUACUAAAAAAACAUCCUCAGUGUAGGGCUCCUCAUGCCGCUGCUCCUGGGACCGGUGUCGCUGUAAAUCAUAAAUAUUUGGAUGUACUCCUGGUCCCGGGGCGAGAGUGGCAGCGCGUUAAGUCUCAAAAAAAGGUCCCGGUGAAAGGGGGGAAGAAAUAUUUCAACGUCGCAUCACCCGGAGCAAGAGAGCAGCACAGGAGUCGGCCGCGCUUCCACCUCACGGAGCGGCAGAGCAGCCGGGAGCUCGGGGCUGGGAUCCCCUCUCCUCCCUCAGCCCCGGUGCCGCCAGCCCGGGGGACCAGCGCUGUCCCUGCCCCGGGCUGAGAGCGGGAGAGCGAAGGCGCUGCCUUGCCGGGGAGUUGAGGAGCCCGGGGCGGGCAGCCCUCCGUGCUCUCACCCCGCCUCGCAGCCCCCUCUCCUCUUGCUGUCUCGCACCUUUGACCCAGCCAGGGACAAAACCCUGAGUGCCCUGGCUCAGCUGGCACGUGUCCCACCUCCGAGGCGCUCUCCAGGUGCCCUCCUGCCUGUUCCCCCCAAAAACCGCCCCCCUCGGGCUAUGCUGUUUCUGUUUUAAAGCACCCUCUCGGGGCUGUUGGGUUUUAUGUCGCGGUUGUGGUUUGUCACGUCUUAGAGCUCAGGUGUGUGGAUUGCGGUUCACAGAAGGAUGCGGGUUUGCUUCUGACCUUGCCACACAAAAAUAGCUGCACGUUUCUUCCUAAAUUAACACGCGGAGCAGCUGUUCGCCUCCACAGAAAUUAGUGACGCUCCGUGAGCAGUGGAAUAGGCAUCCCCUCUUCCAUAUAGGUAUCCCAGCCUCUCCGGCAGGGACGGGCGGCGUAACCCCGGGGCGAGGGCGUCCCGGCCCCGCUUCCAGCGCCGGCCCUGCCGGGGAGCGCUCGGGGGCGAGCCCGGCUCCGCUCAGUCCCCGGGGGAUCCCCGGCCGCCCCUCCGCCGGGGCGGGUGCGGCGGGGCCCGGCGCCGGAGGGGGGAUUCCCUUCCUGCCUCCUCCCCGCCCGGCUGCGCGUACGCCCCGUCCCUCGGCGUGGGCGCUCCAUCAGCUCCGCCGGCAUCUCCCCUCCUGCUCCUCCUCCUCCCCGCACACCCACACACUUUCCCCGUCCCUCCUCCCCGCCACUCCGCAGCAGAGUGCUUUUGCAGCCUGUGCGGCUCCUGAGAAAGGAGGUGUGCGGCUUUUCUCCCCCCUCCUUUUUAUUUUCAAUUUAUUUUUUUUCUUUUCUCCGGAGCGGACCUUUCGGGAGAGCAGCUGCAGCAGCCGCGGCCACGCCGGGACUGAGCAGGGAGGAUGGCCGGGGGGCUUCUCCCGGGGCUGCUUUUCGUCUUGCACGCCGCGGCUCGGCUGGCCGCGGAGCAAGAAGUUGAAAACCUUUCCGGGCUCUCCCCUAACCCCGAGAAGGACAUCUUCGUGGUGCGGGAAAAUCGGACGACAUGUCUCAUGGCCGAAUUCGCCGCCAAGUUCAUCGUCCCCUACGACGUGUGGGCCAGCAAUUAUGUGGAUCUGAUCACGGAGCAAGCCGAUAUCCCGCUGCCGCGGGGCGCCGAGAUGAAGGGCAAGUGCGGCACGAACGAGUCGGAGCUGGAGCUCUCCUGGCUGGACCAAGCGUACACCCUCAAACUCUCCUUCCUGAAGGAGGGGCACAACACGUCCCGGGGGCCGGAGGCAUCCUGGAGGCUCAGCCGGAUCCAGUUCACCUACGACAGCUCCGAGAGCACCUACUUCAAGGAUGCCGUCAGCCCCGGCAAGUACACGGCCAGCUCGCACCGCCUCUCGGCCCUGGUGACCCCCGCCGGGCGCUCCUAUGAGUGCCAGGCGCAGCAGACCAUCUCCCUCGUCUCCACCGACCACCAGAAGUCCGUGCAGCUCCUGCUGUCCGAAGUGCGGCUCCAGCCCUUUGACAUCCCCGCUGAUUUUGUCUUCAGUGAAGAACACAAGUGCCCGGUGGACCAGAGGGAGCAGCUGGAAGAAACCCUGCCCCUGAUCCUGGGGCUGAUCCUGGGGCUGGUUAUCGUGAUCACGCUCGGCAUUUACCACAUCCACCACAAGCUGACGGCCAGCCAGGUGCAGAUCCCUCGGGAUAGAUCUCAGUACAAACACAUGGGAUAGGGAGCAGCACUGAGCAAGCCGGGCAUUGAUCAGGUAGAAAAAGCAAAAGCACUUUUUUCUGUGGGCGAGGAAAGGUUCUGGGGGGGCAGAGGGAUGGUAUUCACAGCACCUAAUCCUGAGUAUUUCAUGGAGACACUCAGGCUAAGGCUGGCUUUAACACAGACUCUGUAAGGAGACUCGGUAUCUGUAGGUGGUUUGAAUACCUUCUUUAAGCAGCUGGGCUGAUCAUCUGGAAACAGAAAUGCUUCACAUGUCAGAGUUUCACACUGGGGGCACAAUUAGCUUUCUUGGGUUUUUUUUUCCCCUUUUUCCCAUCUCAAGAUUCUUACCUCCCCCUGCAUCACCUUUGGAGGAUUCAGCCCUCCACGUUCCUGUCCAUGCAGGAAGCAGGGAUGGGAGACAGAGCCAUUGCACAGGGUUCAUUCAGGCCCUCCAAUGAAGGGACUCAAAGCACAUCUCUAAGUUUGCACUCAUGUUAAGAAAAGCUUGAUGAAAAUGCAGGUGUGCUUAAGGGGAAAAAAAAUUAAAAAUUCAAGGUCAGUUACUCCAGUGGAGCAGAUCACAGCUGACCCCACGCUUGAGAUUGAGUGAAGAAAGUUUGUUUUUGCUUCUUGAGCCACAUCUGAACUAAACUUAGAAAAACAAAAAAAGUAAAAAAAAAAAAAAAGAAAAAGAAAAAAAAAGUAUUGAUACACAAAUUAUAAAGUGCCGUGCUACUGCAAGUCAACUGAGAAAUGCUUCUGGCUGGGCAUCCUGCACGUAUUGUGAUUGUGAUUGAGAUGUUACAUUGCUACCUGCAACUGAUAAUUUUCACACCAAAAAAAAAAGAUAAAAAGAAAACAGUAAUGUUAAAGUUACUAUGCAGAUUAUUCAGGUAUAAUCUAAUGUAACAGAAAAAAACAUAAGGGAACCCUUGAAAUCUAUCCUUAAAUGUAGACAAUUUUUAAAAUUAAUUAAAACAUGUACAUAUAUAAUGCUUGAUUUGCCUUCUUAAUGUGAAAUGAUGUAAUCUUUGUACCCACUCCAUGAUAGCAAUGGAAUUGGAACACAAAUACAUCAUCUGGGUGGAUGUCACA
Molecule: messenger RNA, 4006 nt
Organism: Oenanthe melanoleuca
Lineage: Eukaryota; Metazoa; Chordata; Aves; Passeriformes; Muscicapidae
Gene: LAMP5
Product: lysosomal associated membrane protein family member 5
Exons: 6
Coding region: 2112-2930 (272 amino acids)
Cellular component (GO): membrane
Source: RefSeq, a predicted model, not a curated record